AUGCAUCAACAGCUUAUACGCGGCGUCACCAUACGCCCCCUCCGUCCCAGCACCGGCCUCCAACACAAAGCCAUCACUCUCUCCCUCGGGCCAGCACCAAGGCCAAGAGUCCAAGCAUACAACUCCCACAGUCACUGCUCCCUAGCCACGGCAUCAUCAUCCGUAUCAGUCCCCCACCUCCGAGCGCCUAACCUCCUCCACGCCCGGCAGCCUAGCCACGUCGACCUCGUUGCUCACCAUCUCCAAAGCCAGGGCAUCCUCAAGGUCACGCUCGACUUCCCCGACCCAGAGAGCACAUACCUCCAGCACCUCAUCGCCAGUCUUCACCAGCACCACGGCCACAAGCUGCCCAUCUCCCACAGCGCCGGCCGCGGCUGGUUCUGGGACGUGCGCCCGGCCGCAUCCAACUUCCAGACGCGCAACCACCAAGCCCGCUCCGAGACCAUGGCCGAGUUCCCCUGGCACACAGACUGCAGCUACGAGGAUCCCACGCCGCGCCUCUUCGCCCUCCAAGUCCUCCGCCACGACCACCUCGGCGGCGGCACCCUCUCCGUCACAAACGCCGACCAGCUCGUCCGCCAGCUCUCACCGCGCACGAGGCUGGCCCUCGCAAGGGACGAGUUCCAAAUCGCCAUCCCACGAGAGUUCGCCAAGAGCCCCGACAGGACGACCAUCACGGGCCGGCUGCUCUCCACGAGCCGCGGCCACGGCGCCCUACGCUUCCGGCGCGACAUCCUCACACCACUGACGCCCGCGGCCGCCCACGCCCUCGACGAGCUCGACGCCGCCCUGGCGCGGGUACACGUCCUGGCUCCCCACGCGACGCUUCACCUCCAAGCGGCCGACCUGCCGAGCGGUUCCGUCAUACUCGUCGACAACUUCAGGUGGCUCCAUGCCAGGAACGACGUCAAGGACCCGGCGCGGCACCUGCGCCGCGUCCGCUGGGACGCGGUCCCCUUUGCAGCAAAGCCGUGA
This is a messenger RNA of Metarhizium brunneum ARSEF 3297, 975 nucleotides long. RefSeq lists its product as uncharacterized. Gene Ontology annotation, molecular function: oxidoreductase activity. The record is from RefSeq and is a predicted model, not a curated record. Lineage: Eukaryota; Fungi; Ascomycota; Sordariomycetes; Hypocreales; Clavicipitaceae.